UUGUGUUUUUCAUUUUAAAAAGUCUCAGUUCUCAACAUCAGAGAAAUACAAAUCAACAAGUUUUAUAAAAUUUCCAUUGAGAAAAUCGCCUUUCUCCAUAUUUCUAAUGGAUAUUAUACAAUCAUACAAAGCUGGAUGGAAGAUAAACCAAAAUGAUGAAGCAUGCUACAUCGAAAUCGAUGAUGAUGUUUUCAAACGUGAAAAUGAAGAGGAUGUUCAAUGGGCUAAUCUUCCUGAUCUUUUAUUAGAACAAAUAUUUUCAUAUUUGUCAAUUAGCGAAAGGUAUUACUGUACAUUAGUUUGCAAAGAUUGGUACCGUGCAUUUUAUUUGAAAAAUGUUUGGAGGAAUUUUGUAAUAGUUGACGAUACCUUAUGCCGACAAAAGUUUAAUUAUUACAGUGGAUGGCAACCUGUUCUAGAUUGUAUGCGCGCACAAACAUGCCUUACAAGAAUUGGACGGUUUAUUAAAGGAAUCGAGAUAUUACCAUCAUAUAAUUUUAAUAAUAUCGCACAAUUCAUGGUUCUUUUGACUUUUAAUAUUCAACAAAGCCGUCGAUCUAGAUGUGAUCCAAUAUAUUUUGAAGUCGGCAAAAGGAUUAAAAGCUUUAAAUAUGUAUUUCCAUGCAAUAUGGCAAAUAAUGAACAGGAUGUAAAACUAUAUGGAACAGGUGGAUCAUUAUUGAAAACUUUGAAAUGCUUAAUGUUUGAAUUGAAUGAAUUAAGAAACUUGAAACUUAUUGAUUUGAUGCUAGAGCGAUAUGAAGCAAAACAUUUACUUGACGAGGUUCUUGAAAGUUGCGAGAUGGCUUUACAAAGUUUAUAUUUGGUAAAUGUUACAAGUACUCAUUGUCCAAUUAUGCAUGUUGGAUUAUUCUUCAAUUUAAAAGUCUUAACCAUAUCACCUCAGAAUUUGGACGAUGAUGUUUUACAACUCCUAGCCUCAACAGCAAUAAGAGAUUUAUAUAUCUUUCAGAAUAACUAUAGUCCCAAUUAUGCAGCAGCUUGUUCCGAAAAAGCUUGGAAAAAUUUUCGAAAGGAUAAUCCAAAAGCAAGAGUACAUCUUCGGGCUGAAUCUGCUUCACAAAAAUUAGUCACAUUGCAGUCAUUUGCACCAAUUAAUUCUGUAACAUAUCGAACACCAAAAAAUAAAGCAUCACUGGAUAUUAUAAAAAUAAUAGAUCUUUAUAAAUAUACAUUGGAAACAUACGGACAUGAAUCUAUACCCGAGUUUGAAUCUCAAAUAGAAUUUGAUGAAAGAAUUGAUAAUUUGUUGAUUUUAAUGGCUCGUCAAUGUCCUAAUUUAAAAAGCUUAACAAUAAGAGAAAGCAUCUCAACAUCUUCAUUGCUUCUUUUAGCUAAAAUUGGGAUCAAUUUAAUAGAGUUGAAUGUUAGAAAAUCUGCCGUAAUUGAACAAAUGGAUUGGCCCAAAAAUCCAGACUGGUCUGACGAUUUCUUUGCAUGGCUUCAAAUUUCGUCAUCUUCAAAAGAAUCGACAGAGAAGGAAAUUUCUCAAAUUUUAAGAUGUAGGUGGAUUAUGAUGUCUGACGAGAGCUUUGAAAAGCUCAAAAUAAGUUUAUCGGGUUUCUCAAUGUAGAUAUAUCAUAUUAUAUUAAAUCAUAAAAAUAA
Messenger RNA from Chironomus riparius, 1626 nucleotides. NCBI's taxonomy places the organism in Eukaryota, Metazoa, Arthropoda, Insecta, Diptera, Chironomidae. The record is from the annotation of a GenBank genome assembly.